AUGGAUAAAGUGGGGGGGGGGGAUCGCCUUGGGGCUCUUCUUGAUACUAUGAAUGCACUUAAAAACCUUGGGCUGAAUGUCGUUAAGGCAAAUGUCUAUCUAGAUUCCUCUGGAAAGCACAACAAAUUUGCCAUCACUAACGCUUCUACUGGUAGAAAAGUUGACGAUCCGGAGAUGCUUGAGGCAAUUCGUUUGACAAUUAUAAACAAUCUGCUUCAGUAUCACCCGGAAUCAAGUUCCCAGUUAGCAAUGGGUGUAGCUUUUGGCGUUGAACCACCAAAACAGCAGGUUGAUGUGGACAUAGCGACCCAUGUAAAUGUCUCUGAUGAUGGUCCUGAUCGAAGCUUGCUUUAUGUGGAGACAGUGGAUCGCCCUGGAUUAUUGGUUGAUCUUGUAAAGAUUAUCACUGACAUCAAUGUCGCUGUUGAAUCAGGAGAGUUUGACACUGAGGGGCUGUUGGCUAAGGCAAAAUUUCAUGUCAACUACAAGGGCCAAGCCCUCAUCAGGCCUCUCCAACAGGUUGUUGCUAAUAGUUUACGAUAUUUUUUGAGGCGACCAUCAACAGAGGAGGCAAGUUUCUGAGCUGUUGUUGAUGAUCCAAUUCACAAUUAUACACUCAAAUGAUUCUGUACUCCCAACAUGGAAUUAUAAAAUGUUGUCACUGUAAUGGCCUUGUAUAACCAAGACUUAUGGACAAUAAUCAAUAAAUCUGUGAUCUCUUAUUGUUAGAUUGAAACUGAUAUUUAUAUCGAAAAUUCUUCAA
Pistacia vera is the source of this 763-nucleotide messenger RNA. RefSeq names its product ACT domain-containing protein ACR11. The record is from RefSeq and is a predicted model, not a curated record. Gene Ontology annotation, cellular component: chloroplast thylakoid membrane; chloroplast stroma. Lineage: Eukaryota; Viridiplantae; Streptophyta; Magnoliopsida; Sapindales; Anacardiaceae. The transcript is spliced from 8 exons. The coding region runs from base 1 to 582 and encodes 193 amino acids.